CGACACCAUUCCUCUCGCGUCGUUCCGCCGUGCCGCUCCACCGCUCUCCCGCGACACGGGCGAUGCCGCGCAGCUCCACCCGCCACGCCGCGCCGCCGCGACCCGCAGCUCCACCACGCAGCUCUACCGCUCCCCCAUCCCUGCCUUUCGAUUUGUUCCCUAAAAUACUCACCUUUCCUCCACCCUUGCCCGUCGAUUCGGUGCCUUGCAGCGACAAAAAUCCUCACCUGGCCGUCAAUUCGCCGCCGUCGUGAGGGGAGUGCAGGAGGAGCAAAACUUCAUGUUAGCUGGAGGAGCAGUGGAGAGCAAAAUUUCAUGUUGGGGAGAGCAGCGGUGAGCAAAAUUCUCACCUUUCCUUCCUUUUCCGGUGGAGAAGCUUGGCCGGUUGCCGGGGUGAAGGCGGCGCCCCCAUAGUCCGGGUACUCCUCGUCGUCGUCUUCCAGUUCGCCUACCCCAUCCAAGGUAUGCCCAAUUUGUUCCUCUGCUUGCAAGAAUCUGAGAGCAAUUUGUGUAUAUCUGCAAUUUGUGUAGAAAUAAUCACAUCAGUGAUUCAAGAUUUCAUACUGAGGUUCAUAGGGAUUGCUGAAUUGUCCCUCAACAUUGCAGUAUUGCAAGUUCUUGGUCAGGCUUAUAGGUGUAGAUUGAUGCCAUCUUCUUGGAUUGAUCUUUCAGCAUUGCAAGUUCUUGGUCAGGCUUAUAGAUGUAGAUUGCUUUGUCGAACAAUGUUCCUGUCGGUCCAACAAUGUUUCUGAAUCUGAACAUUUUUGCACUCUAAAUAGUCAAAAUUAACCAAUGUUCAGAAAUCUACAGAUUUUGCUCUCUAAAUGUCAGUUAACAAAUUCUUAUUCUUACUGUCAAAUGUUCUUUUCUUUUUUUUGGAACCAUGCAUACUCUGUUCUGUUAGUAUGUUCAGUUUGGUAGCAUGAUUUCCCUUUAAUUAUGCAAGAUCAGAAUAUGUAGUUUCAGUGUCUAGCUUGCUCAGUGCAUUUUGAUCUUGGAGGUUUCUUUCAGUGUGGAACUGCUGCUGAUGCUGAUGCCGAGGUUAGAAUAUGUAGUUUCAGUGUCUAACUAGCUGCUGAUGAGGAAUGAUCAGGAGGACAAUUUGAAUUGGACAGCAGGAGAACAAUUUAGAGCAGCAGCACUGAACUUUACCUCUUGCGGCACAGACGGGCAGCAGCAGCGGCGAGGGGUGGGGCGGAAAAAGGCAGUGGCGGCGAGGGGCGUGGCUCGAUCAGGCGCCCGGUCGUCUAGCCGCCGGGCAGACCCGCGUGGCCCUGCCUGCCGAAGCCGCCAGAGAGGAGCGGCGGCCGCGGGCGCGAGGAAGCGGCCUGGGAAGCGGCCUGGGAUCACGGCGGGAGGCUCCGGCGACACGCGGAGGGGAUCUUGGCAGGAGGGGAACGCGCGGAGCGGAUCGUGGCUGGAGGGGAACGCGCGGAGGUGGUCGUGGCGGGAGGGGAAUGCUCCGGCGUGGGUCCUCAGUGGCGGCAGAGCAGUUCCUGGACGGCGCACGUCCUGGCCGGCGCAGGUGAAGAAUCCUACGACGGCACCCGUGACGACGCGCGGAAUCGCGCAGGUGCAGGUGGGUGGCGGCGGUGGAAUCAGAGGCGCAGGUGGCGGGCGGCGACGGCGGAAUCAGAGGCGCAGGUGGGCUCGUGGUGGUGGGCGGCGGCGAAAUCAGCUGGGCGGCGCCUGCCCAGGCGAUGCGCGGGGACGACGGAGGAAGAAGAUGGAGACGGGGAUCUAUUUAAAACUCCGAGGACUUUUUUGCAAAAACACCAGUACACUGCGCGCUGGACAACUUUUUUCGGACGGAGGGAGUAUGACACAGACACAAGUCACACAACACAGCUAGCGUACUGUACACGAGAAGCCAGUCAUGAAUUACUUUCCUGCUUAAGGAAAGACCAACCAUGCCUAGCGUGUAUCGAGUCGGACUGAAUUAUCUCUGCUAGUGCUGUGACCAUGUAAUGCUCCAUACCAAGGUAUAUGACAUCAAAUUUCACAACAUUUUGCAAUUCUAGUCCCAAAGAAGUUGGA
Messenger RNA from Triticum aestivum (bread wheat), 2037 nucleotides. Its product is annotated as translation initiation factor IF-2-like. The record is from RefSeq and is a predicted model, not a curated record. Bases 1079 to 1852 code for a protein of 257 amino acids. The transcript is spliced from 3 exons. Lineage: Eukaryota; Viridiplantae; Streptophyta; Magnoliopsida; Poales; Poaceae.